AUGGCCAGUUCGAGACUUUCUAGUCUGAAGGAAGCAGACAAAAGGAACCCCACCAAGGGCCGGGCUCGUACCAGACUCGCAGCUCCUUCCCACCCUUCAUCAGAGGGUACCUCAGUGGUGCACAAGCUGAUCCAGGGGGUCGGCAGUAUCACGUCAGUCAUCCAGCUUAAAGAAUCCGUACAGGCCUUUAGACACCAACGGGUGGCAUCGAACAUGGGCCUGCCACAAUCGACCAAGGAAAUCUGGAACCGUCUGGACCUAUUGGAGAACAACACCCACACGAACAACAUCCUUCAUCGCUUGUUUCUGGUCCAGCUAGACCUGCGACGGAAGGAAUUGAAUGUGAGUAUGAAAGGGAUUGUUAAAAAAGUACCAUCAUGGGUGAUUGAUAGGAUCGCCAAAGAUGCCGAAGAAGGAGACCGAACAAAAGUCAUCUCUCGACUUCAUGCCGGCGUGGUCUGGAGUACCAUCUCCGACGAGUUUUCCACCGGCGUUCUGGCGCUGAUCCCCACUCAAAAGGCCCACUGGCCCAGCAACACAGCGGUAGAGAAACUAAACCAGAAAGAUCUAGCCGGGUUUCUGAAUAAAGCCAAGAACGACCGUUAUUCCCUCAUCAAGGGAGCAGCCCAAAGGGUCACACGGCUGAUCCCCUUAUUCGAGGGGAAGGGAUGUGAGGCCAUGCUCAAGAUGGAGCAAGUUGGCGUCGAAGUCCUGCAGCAUAUCCAGAACGAAUCCGAUAUACUGCAAUUCCUGGAUUGUCUUUGA
This is a messenger RNA of Capronia epimyces CBS 606.96, 765 nucleotides long. RefSeq lists its product as uncharacterized. The record is from RefSeq and is a predicted model, not a curated record. The transcript has 2 exons. Lineage: Eukaryota; Fungi; Ascomycota; Eurotiomycetes; Chaetothyriales; Herpotrichiellaceae. Bases 1 to 765 code for a protein of 254 amino acids.